Microplitis mediator is the source of this 675-nucleotide messenger RNA. RefSeq names its product mitochondrial inner membrane protease subunit 2. Gene Ontology annotation, biological process: mitochondrial respiratory chain complex assembly. The record is from RefSeq and is a predicted model, not a curated record. Lineage: Eukaryota; Metazoa; Arthropoda; Insecta; Hymenoptera; Braconidae. Gene Ontology annotation, molecular function: serine-type endopeptidase activity. Gene Ontology annotation, cellular component: mitochondrial inner membrane peptidase complex; membrane. The coding region runs from base 175 to 675 and encodes 166 amino acids. The transcript has 3 exons.
AAGAUUUUCCUUCUACUCAUUACCUCAUAGGUUACAAAAUAAAUAACAUUGUUAAUUAUUAACAAAGAUUUAUUUUGUCUGUUUAAUUUUUUAAGUCAUUUAGCUGAUGCAUAUUUUUGUGUAACUGUUUAUUUUUUGUGACAUUUAUUAUUUUAUCACAAACAAAACAGAUACAUGGGACCCAUUGUUCGUAAUAUCCUCAUAGGAAUCCCUAUUGGAAUAACAUUUGUCGACACAGUGGGAUACAUAGCACGUGUUGAUGGUAUCUCUAUGCAACCCGCAUUGAAUCCAAAUUCCCAUGUAACUGAUUACGUAUUUUUAAAUCGCUGGAGUGUACGUAAUUACAAUUUUAAUCGCGGUGAUAUCAUUUCAUUUGUAUCACCUAAACAUCCUGAUCAAACGCUGAUAAAACGUGUGAUAGGACUCGAAGGAGACGAAAUCAGAACCAUUAAAUACAAACUACCAUAUUUGAGGGUACCAAAAGGCCAUUGUUGGGUUGAGGGUGAUCAUACAGGUCACACCGUUGACUCAAAUACAUUUGGCCCAGUUUCUUUGGGGCUGGUUACUGCUCGAGCGAGUUGCAUUGUAUGGCCACCUAGUAGAUGGCAAUUUCUCAGUCCUGUUUUACCAGAACAUCGAGUGCCAUUGAGAAUUUCAAAACAUCAACCAGCUUAG